AUGGCCGUGUCCAACCCUGCUUGUUCCCUCGACUCCGCUACCAACCACCAAUCUCCAACAGGGACCUUAACCUGUAUCACAAGACACCUCAUAGUGAGCUACAGUGUUACUGUGAAAGAGGAGGAGGAUGCAGUUUUUGGAGUGAAGAAGGAAGGGGAGAUUACUGUCACAUUGAAAGAUGAAGAGGAGAUAGGGGAUCUGAUUAACACCAGAGAGAGACGGGACAGUUGUGGAUCCUCUGGGGAGCCUCAACAACAUCAUGAUGCUGACAAGGCAGAGAAGAGUCUCUCCAGUUCAGAACACCUCAAGAAACACCAGCAGAGACCCACAGGGAAGAAAUCUCAUUGCUGCUCUGACUGUGGGAAACGUUGCAAAUAUUCAUCAGACCUUAAAAUACACCAGCGAGUACACACAGGAGAGAAGCCUUAUAGCUGUAAUCAAUGUGGGAAGAGUUUUACUCAUUCAACCAACCUGAUAUCACACCAGAGAACACACACAGGAGAGAAACCUUAUAGCUGUGAUCAAUGUGGGAAGAGUUUUACUCAGUCAAGCGCCCUGAAAUCACACCAUAAACUACACACAGGAGAGAAACCGUUUAGCUGUGAUCAAUGUGGGAAGAGAUUUGUUAAGUCUAGCAAUCUGACAGUACACCAGAGAACACACAAAGGAGAUAAACCUUUUAGUUGUAAUCAAUGUGUGAAAGGUUUUAUUACGUCUAGAGAUCUGACUGUACACAAGAGAACACACACAGGAGAGAAACCUUAUAGCUGUGAUCAAUGUGGGAAGAGUUUUAUUACAUCUAGCCAUCUGACUAGACACCAGCGAGUUCACACAGGAGAGAAACCAUUCCACUGUUCAGAUUGUGGAAAAAGAUUCUCAACUUCACAGAUUUUGAAGAUGCACCAGAAAACACACACAGGAGAGAAAUCGUAUAGCUGUGAUCAAUGUGGGAAGAGUUUUACUCAGUCAAGCUCCCUGAUAUCCCACUGUAAACUACACACAGGCGAGAAACCUUUUAUCUGUGAUCAAUGUGGGAAGAGAUUUAUUAAUUCUAGCAAUCUGACAGUACACAAGAGAAAACACACAGGAGAGAAACCUUUUAGUUGUAAUCAAUGUGGGAAAAGUUUUAUUACAUCUAGCUAUCUGACUAUACACCAGCGGAGACACACAGGAGAGAAACUUCACCACUGUUCAGAUUGUGGAAAAAGCUUUUCAACAUCACAUACUUUGAAGAUGCACCAGAAAUCACACACAGGAGAGAAAUCUUAUAGCUGUGAUCAAUGUGGGAAGAGUUUUACUCAAUCAAGCUCCCUGAAAUCCCACCAUAAACUCCACACAGGAGAGAAACCUUUUAGCUGUGAUCAGUGUGGGAAGAGAUUUAUUAUGUCUGGCAGUCUGACAGUACACCAGAGAACACACACAGGAGAGAAACCUUAUAGCUGUGAUCAAUGUGGGAAGAGUUUUACUACAUCUAGCUAUCUGACUAUACACCAGCGGAGACACACAGGAGAGAAACCUUAUAGCUGUGUUCAAUGUGGGAAGAGAUACUCUGAUAAAAGUUAUCUGAUCAAACAUCAGAAAAUACAUACAUGA
Messenger RNA from Salmo salar (Atlantic salmon), 1593 nucleotides. RefSeq lists its product as uncharacterized. NCBI's taxonomy places the organism in Eukaryota, Metazoa, Chordata, Actinopteri, Salmoniformes, Salmonidae. Gene Ontology annotation, biological process: regulation of transcription by RNA polymerase II. The record is from RefSeq and is a predicted model, not a curated record. Gene Ontology annotation, molecular function: RNA polymerase II cis-regulatory region sequence-specific DNA binding; DNA-binding transcription factor activity, RNA polymerase II-specific.